Salvia splendens (bonfire salvia) is the source of this 2306-nucleotide messenger RNA. RefSeq lists its product as uncharacterized. The transcript has 8 exons. Bases 125 to 1165 code for a protein of 346 amino acids. Gene Ontology annotation, molecular function: nucleic acid binding; zinc ion binding. The record is from RefSeq and is a predicted model, not a curated record. NCBI's taxonomy places the organism in Eukaryota, Viridiplantae, Streptophyta, Magnoliopsida, Lamiales, Lamiaceae.
UCACCUCCGAGGAAGAUUUAAAGGUAAGUUGCUUGUUGCUUGUGGUUUUGAUGCUAACAAGACAUGCUUGCCUAUUGCAUAUGCUGUGGUGGAUGAAGAAACCAAUGACAGUUGGUCGUGGUUUAUGGAUCAUGUCAGAACUCAUGUGGUGAAAUACGAGCGGGAGGUGUGCAUUAUAUCAGAUAGGCAUAAAGGACUCUUGAAUGCAAUGGACUCUGAAAUCAUGACAAGGGCCCCGCAGAUACACCACAAAUUUUGUUUGCUUCAUGUUAGGGCAAAUGUGUUGAAGAAGCACAAGGGUCCCAAUGUGAAGGCCAUUAUAUGGAAGUUGGGGGUAAGUUCUCAGGAACGUAAAUUUGCCAGAAGACGUCGAGCACUAUAUGAUGUCAACAGUGGUGCGGUUCGAAUGUUAAAUAGGAUUACAAAAGAAUGUUGGUCACUGUGCUACGAUGGUGGACUUAGGUGGGGGGUGGCCACAACAAACAUGUCGGAGUGCUACAAUAACGUCUUGAGGGGUGUGAGAGAGUUGCCGAUUAGAGCGUUGGUUGAUUUGACAUUUUGGAGGACGGUGAAAUGGUGGGUGGAGAAGAAGACAACAAUCGAACACACCGAAGGUGAAUUAACCCCAUGGGCGAGGGACAAACUUGCUAAGAAUGACUCAAAGGGGCGAAAACAUUACAUCACUGUCAUUGACCGAGAUGUUGGGAAGUACCAUGUCCGAACUCGAGGAAGAAUCGUAAAAGGAGUGUCAAAGGGCAACAAUGUUCAAAUAGUCAGGUAUUUGGAAUCGAGUUGCAGUUGUGGUAAGUGGCAGAUGUGGAGAAUCCCUUGUUCGCAUGCUUGUGCGGUUGCUAGAGACAGAGGUCAUGUUAUGAUGGACCUCAUAGAUGAGAAGUACUACCUAGGUACAUGGAGAUCACAGUACUAUACUCAAGUUUCAUUUGAUGCACCAAGACACGAAGAGUAUUGGGUUGCACCUUCAUGGAAAUUGUGCAUCACCCCUCAGCAGUUGAUUCCUAGAACGCGUGGCCGCGUUAGAAGAAGGAGGAUACUUAAUCAAAUGGAUGUCCAGGAGGAAGAUGAACCGAGGGCUCCCCGCCGUUGCAGAAAUUGCGGGAUAGAGGGGCAUGACCGAAGAAAUUGCUCAGCCGGUGCCGUUCAGUAAAGUCGUGAUUUCUACAAUUGGCACGUGUUCAAAAUCUUCUACUGUGACGGUUCAUCUUUCAUGUCUGAUGUUGAGGAUGUAUACCCGAAGCACAACCUGACUUAUAGAGGUGCGAGAAUAUAUGAUGCCAUGAUGGAUGAACUUCUACGAAUCGGAAUGGGAAAUGCUAAAAAUGCUUUAUUGUCAGGCACUUCGGCAGGUGGAUUGACCACUACUUUACAUUGUGAUAAGUUUCAAUCGUUGUUUCACAACACAACUAGAGUGAAGUGCAUGUCCGAUUCAGCUUUUUUGUUCAUUGAGAGCAUUUUAUAGGAGCUGAUUGGAGAGAAGCUUUCUUCUUUAGUGUGAUAACAACACAUGUAUUCUUUUUAUCUCAUUUUACUUUGUUUUAUAAUCAAGUAGUACCUUUAUAUUAUUAACACGCAUAUUCUUACAUUUAUUCCUCAUUUUUUGCUAUGUACAUAUAUAAGGUUUGAAGAAUAUGUUACCCACAUCAUGCACAUCCAAAUUUAGCUCAACUUUGGUAUGAAUAUAGUAAGCUAAUCCAAAUUUAGCUCAACUCUAGUAUAAAUAUAGUAACCUAAUUUUCAUUACUUUUCCGGAUAAUAUAAUUAAGUAUUCCUCACAAUCACAUCUGUAUUUGUAGUGUUUGUUUCCUGAAAAUUUGGUCCCAGAUAUCCAAACCCCAUUAUUUUUAAUCGAAUCAACAUUUGACUCAUAUCAGAUAUCACAUAAUGUGUUCUCUCCGAGUGAUACUAGCUCGAGAUGGAUCAAUUGCACCAGUAACUUGAUGUUUUGCAAUUGGACUGAGAUAAAAAUCAUGAAAGAUUUUAGGUACACAUUCAUAAAUACGCUAAAAAAUACAAUUGCGAAUAGCUCCUCAAGGAGAGGCUAUUUUGUACAUAGCUGCUACCAACAUGGCCAUAUGGAAUACAAACGCAGUUCGACAUGCUCAUCGUUGGUUGGAAACGGACUUGCUAACAAAACGAUAGCACAAGCCGUGGGAGAUUGGUAUUUCGACCGGAGCGAGUUUCAGGAGAAAGACGUGCUCAACGACUUGCCACGGAAAUGCACUAGCAACGGCGACCAACCUACUUUGGAGAAAAAGUGUAGGGAUUAUAUUCAUCAUUAGAUGUCAUGA